CCUGCUCCUGCAGAUGGGUAAAUCCGAUCGACAAAGAAGCCGUAAGAUACAGGCAUGGCUCGCGACCUUUAGACGAGUAGAAGGAUGCGCCCACCCUUCUCCGAGACGGCGAAAAACGACCGGCGAUGGCUGGUACGCGCGCGGCGUGGGGUCCCGCCGAUCUCCCUCCCACCUUCCUUGACCAAGCGAGUGCGCUUCGGCAGCUAAAGGCGCCGGGGGAUUAGACUGGUUCACCAUUAGUUUAGUGUCCAUGUCAAAAAGGCCAGCGCCUUUUCACUAGCUUCUCUUCUGGAAAUUCAUUUGUUUAUCCAGUAGCAGCCUAAUUAGCAGACGCCACAUGUUUCACUAAGCAUCGUGCUGAUUGAAAUGGUGCUGUCACCUAUCUACUUAAUUAUUUCACUGGUUAGUUAGCUCUUCAGUUAAAUUCUAGUGGUGGGUCCACAGUUUGGCUCUUCUUUUGGAUUUUGAUCCCACUGAUUGGCUAUUGUUGUCUUGGCUCGUCGUUGUUGCUUUCACUUUCAGUACCCUAUCCCUGCGUAUGACCACUGAUCAGUAAUUCAGUAUAGUUAGUUUUAGUUCAGUACCCCAUGUGUAUGUGCCAGGAAUUCUUUUUUCAGAGUUCUUUAUGUGCCGUUCAGAAACUGAUCAGUACAUAACCAGCAACUGUGUUAUUUUCACCUUUUGUUAACAUUUUGAGCCAUGUGCUCUUACAUCUCUUGUAGCUAGCUGGAAAAGCGAGCUUGCAUGAUGGAGGACUCUUCAACUAGGAGCCAUGUUUCUGAGGGGAAUCGGCUGGGCUAUGUAAGAAGUGAAUCCAUGGAUUCCGCUGGCCAUCCUUCGGCUGCUAGGUCAGGCUCACUGCUAAGCAGGAGAAGUAGCAGGCCCAGUUCAAGGGGAUCCAUCAGCCUCUCUCGUGAGAUGGGCGACUCGAUCCUGAACUCAAUGAGGCAUUCCCUUCAGUCAGCAGACCAGUUGCUAGGUGAUGCUGAUAGCUCGGCUUUGGCUCAGGUCAUUGACAGUGGUGACCGAGUGCUAGCCUUGGAAGAUGAGGCCGAUGAAGAUAUGGCAAAUACAUUGGAUCAACAUAAGUUCGGUCCUGUCCGAGAUAAUCGAAUCCAUGGCUACAGCUCACAUGUCACAGGUCUGCCAGCACCUGAGUCUUCUCUGGAGCCAAAGGGCGAGAGCUCAUCAGGCAAGGUUGAACAAUAUGUGCUUUCUCGGAGGCUAGAUUAUGCUUCUUACCUGAUCCAUUUAGCUGCCUUUGGAUUAUUUGGGGUAUUUACAAGGUAUGGGCUCCAAAAGCUGUUCGGCCCAGGCUGCCUGGCACUCACCUCCAACCAAAGCCCGUUGUACCUUGAUCUUCCAUCAAACAUGCUAGGAUCCUUCCUGAUGGCCUGGUUUGGGAUCAUCUUUAAGACAGACAUUCGGCACAUAUCUGAACAUCUCAUUGUUGGAAUCACAACCGGAUACAUGGGAAGCCUUACCACCUUCAGUGGGUGGAAUCAAGCGAUGGUUAGCAUGUCUUCCAAAGACCAUUGGGCAUAUGCCAUAGCUGGCAUAGUAUUAGGAAUGUUCAUCGUCAAUGAGUCCAUCAGGGUGGGCGCCGAAACAGGUGAGCGCCUACGAAGCUGGAUCCUGAAAUGCAUCAAGGAAAAUAGUUCAAUAGGAAGCACAUGUAACUGGGAGCACCUGAAAGUCAACACUAGGACUAAACAUUUUGUGCUUAUAGCAGUUAUGAUGAUUUUGCUUUCUUUUGUGUGGGUUCUGAGCAUCGUGUUGGCCAUAAUAAAGGUGCGCAAUCUUGAUGAUGGCGCUGUACUAUGGUUGGGGUGCUCGGUUGCGCCUCCGGGCGUUUGGUUACGCUGGUACUUGGCAAGGCUCAAUGGCCAGGGAAUCGGCAAACAGAGAUCCCUCAAAUGGCUGCCCAUUGGGACACUUGUAGCCAAUGUUCUUGCUGCAGGUAUCAUGGCAUCACUGGCUGUGACCGCCAAAGCGGUGAAUACAAAGCAUUCGACAACUGUUCUUAAUGGCAUACAGUUUGGUUUCCUCGGCUGCUUGAGCACAGUGUCUACUUUUGCUGCUGAAAUCUACGCUAUGCGAAGCAGCGGACAGGUUGGUAGAGCCUUUGUCUAUGCUGCAGCGACCUUCGUGCUCUCUUUCGUGCUGGGAACUCUGGUAUACUCUGUGCCAGUAUGGGUCAAGCAUUACCAAUAGCUUCAUGAAGUAUUGCAGACUUGAAGGCUUUGGCGUCAUUUUGCUGGUUGCAACAUCCAAGCAGAUAGCGCAAUUCUCAGCAUACAUAGUUAGACUUUUCUAGGGAAUUUUAUCUGCUUCUUUAAGAUAUUUGAUGUAUGUUGUUGAACAUGAUGGCGUUCUGCAGCAGAAACAUGUUUGUACACAACAUCUGCCAUUGUAAUCCUGUGAACAACAACAUCCAUAUUUAUGGAGUAUGUAUAUGAAAUGUUACAGUUUAUAUCUUA
Messenger RNA from Triticum aestivum (bread wheat), 2480 nucleotides. Its product is annotated as fluoride export protein 1. The record is from RefSeq and is a predicted model, not a curated record. Gene Ontology annotation, cellular component: plasma membrane. Gene Ontology annotation, molecular function: fluoride transmembrane transporter activity. Gene Ontology annotation, biological process: fluoride transmembrane transport. Bases 745 to 2214 code for a protein of 489 amino acids. NCBI's taxonomy places the organism in Eukaryota, Viridiplantae, Streptophyta, Magnoliopsida, Poales, Poaceae. The transcript is spliced from 7 exons.